AUGGCGAUGAACGCGACAUGGAUCCCACUCGAGGACUCUCUCACUCUUCUGAGCGAGAGAACAUGGCUUAGCGGCGCAGUUCUGACAGGUGUUGGAUAUGGCGUUGUGCUGACCAUGUAUUUCCUGUGUGUCCGCCAGCUCCUGAAGACCAUGGACAGCAGCAAUCGCAUUCAAAGAAUUGCACUGCUUACCUAUACGUCCCUGAUCACACUCUUUGGCACACUCUUUGUUGCUGCAUGUACGCGGAUGACAGAACUCAGCUUUGUUGACUACAGGCUCUAUCCCGGCGGUCCUGCCGCGUUUGAGAACGACAUGUUCUCGAUUCCUGUAGAUGAGCUUGGAAAUGUCGCGUUUGUUCUUGCGAACUGGUUUGCUGACGCGCUCAUGGUCUGGAGGUGCAUCAACAUGUAUCGCAGCACCAAUUAUCCGACCAUUCUGGUGGUCGCAAUUCCAGGAAUUGCCUACCUGGGCUCUUUCACGAUGGGAGUGAUGUGGCUUCUCCAAGUGUCGGCUUCCCAGUCGUCUCCCUGGCUCACAAACGGAAAGGUUAAUUUCACCCCUCCAUACUACUGGCUUUCGCUGGCGUUGAACAUGACCAUGACGGUGGCCAUCGUCAUCCGGCUCCUUUUCUUCCGAUGGAGAAUCUCGAAGGUGAUGGGUAGGAAAUUUGGCUCUCAAUACGUCGGCGUCGCCGCUAUGCUCGUCGAGUCUGCUCUGCUGUACUCCUCCUUCGCGCUUUUGUUCCUUGUUCCGUUUGCAUUAAACCACCCGUUGGCAAACUUGUUCAUUCAAGUGCUGGCUGAGGUCCAGAUCGUCGCACCUCUCAUGAUUAUUUACCGCGUAGCAUCAGGAGAAGCCUUUUCGACCAAUAAAACAGCACACAUGCUUAGCACCAAUGGUGUUGAUGGUGCGGUCAAAGGUAUCAAGCUGUCCAAGCUCACUGAACGCUCAGCAACAUUGGAUGGUGGCCCACACAGCUCCUCAAAGCUGGCAGUCAAGACUAAAGAAAACAUGACUUUUGAGAAUUCAUCGGAGCCCUACGUCGUUUAG
Messenger RNA from Psilocybe cubensis, 1050 nucleotides. RefSeq lists its product as uncharacterized. The record is from RefSeq and is a predicted model, not a curated record. The transcript is spliced from 5 exons. The coding region runs from base 1 to 1050 and encodes 349 amino acids. Lineage: Eukaryota; Fungi; Basidiomycota; Agaricomycetes; Agaricales; Agrocybaceae.